Molecule: messenger RNA, 3939 nt
Organism: Coregonus clupeaformis (lake whitefish)
Lineage: Eukaryota; Metazoa; Chordata; Actinopteri; Salmoniformes; Salmonidae
Product: polypeptide N-acetylgalactosaminyltransferase 4-like
Exons: 11
Coding region: 441-2204 (587 amino acids)
Cellular component (GO): Golgi apparatus
Source: RefSeq, a predicted model, not a curated record
UUGGCAAACUUCCUGAUGACCAACCAUCUACACUUGUUCAAUCAGCAAACCUGAAUUUCGUGAAUAACAAGAGGUUUCAAGGUCAGAAAUAUUUUUAGUACGAGUACGCAUACAUGUAGUCCAAUUUAUUACACUGCUUCAAGAAUUCCUUUGAAAUCGAGUGAAAACAAGAGCUGGCAAGCUCAAUUCCAGAACGGAAAAGUGACAGCCCCAGCUAGCCAGCGCUCGAGACAUCAUCAACGUGAAGAGGAUGUGGUUGUGUUGAAAGCUGCAGUCUGAGCUCGAGCUAGACAGAUGCAAGCCAGAGGUUGAGUCGGAGACAAAACGCCGAGCAGCUUCCAGGAACACGGAAUGUAGUGGACUAGCUAAUAAAAGCUGUGUGGCCUGGGCACUCUUGAGUGGCAGCUGGUGAGAUUCCACUCUAGUGAUUGCUGGGGGCGAUGAGGGUGCGUUGCUCCAGGAAGCUGGGCCUCCUAGCAAAGACCUUCUUCCUGCUGUGGGUGCUGUGGCUGGGUUACCUGCUCCUGGCCCGUUCCUUCUCCUCCACAGGGACCGAUGGAGGGGAGGACGGAGGGGGCCGCAGCCUGCUGGUCAGGCACUUAUCCCCCGUGGAGGAACAGGGGAGCGAGCAGCUGGCCAGGCCUGUGUACGUGAAGGCGCCGUCGGACGCCAACGCUCCCGGGGAGUGGGGAAAGGCCACCAGGCUAAACCUCAGCCCGGAGGAGAAGAAGCAGGAGGAGGACAGCGUGGAGAGAUACGCUAUUAAUAUCUUUGUCAGUGAUAAGAUCUCCCUGCACCGACACAUCCAGGACAACAGGAUGAAGGAAUGCAGAGCUAAGAAGUUUGACUACCGCCAUCUGCCGACCACGUCGGUGAUCAUAGCGUUCUACAACGAGGCCUGGUCCACCCUGCUCAGGACCAUCCACAGUGUUCUGGAGAGCACGCCCGCUGUCCUGCUGAAGGAGAUCAUCCUCAUAGACGACUUUAGUGACCGAGUCUAUCUGCAGUCUCAGCUGGAGCAGUACAUCAGUAACUGGGAGCGUGUCCGCCUCAUCCGCACCAACAAGAGGGAGGGGCUGGUCAGGGCGAGGCUCAUCGGCGCCACCUAUGCCACGGGGGACGUACUGACUUUCCUGGACUGUCAUUGCGAGUGUGUCCCCGGCUGGAUCGAGCCGCUCUUGGAGAGGAUUGGAGAGAAUGAGACCACCAUCGUGUGUCCGGUGAUCGACACCAUAGACUGGAACACGUUUGAGUUCUACAUGCAGACAGAUGAGCCCAUGAUCGGAGGCUUCGACUGGAGGCUGACCUUCCAGUGGCACUCCCUCCCUGAGGUCGACCGCAAGAAACGCAAGUCCCGCACCGAACCCAUCAGGUCUCCUACAAUGGCUGGUGGACUGUUUGCUGUGAGCAAGGCCUACUUUGAGUACCUGGGCACAUACGACAUGGGCAUGGAGGUGUGGGGAGGAGAGAACCUGGAGCUGUCCUUCAGGGUGUGGCAGUGUGGAGGUUCUCUGGAGAUCCACCCCUGCUCCCACGUGGGCCACGUCUUCCCAAAGAAAGCCCCCUACGCCAGGCCCAAGUUCCUCCAGAACACGGUCCGUGCUGCCGAGGUGUGGAUGGACACCUACAAACAGCACUUCUACAACAGAAACCCCCCUGCCAGAAAGGAGACAUAUGGGGACAUCUCAGAGAGGGUGGUCCUCAGAGAGAGACUGAAGUGUAACAGCUUUGACUGGUACCUGAAGAACAUCUACCCUGACCUGCAUGUACCAGAGGACAGGGUGGGAUGGCACGGGGCGGUGCGUAGCUCUGGGAUCCAUUCAGAGUGCCUGGACUACAACACUCCGGAACACAGUCCCACGGGGGCGCACAUCUCCCUCUUCGGUUGCCAUGGGCAGGGCGGCAACCAGUACUUUGAGUACACAACCCAUAAGGAGAUCCGCUAUAACUCUGUGACGGAGCUGUGUGCCGAGGUCCCCGAGGGACAGACUUACAUUGGGAUGAAGCACUGCCCCCACGACAGAACCCCUACACCCCCCACCAUCAUCUGGGAGUUCAGAGAGGACGGGACGAUCUACCACCCUCACUCAGACAUGUGUGUCACUUCCUAUCGCACAGCCGAGGGGCGCACGGACAUCCAGAUGAGGACGUGCACUCCUGGGGACAAGCACCAGCGCUGGAAGUUUGAGGAUGGGAGAAACUAGCCUCACCCUAACCCUAAUUGACCUUUGAACUAAGUGCAAUUACAGUUCCACAGUGGAUGAUUGAGAGACAGGAUUUUUAAAGAGGGACCCAGCAAAGCCUCUUAACAGACUACCUACUUGUUCCCUGUGGGAAGACUUCACAAGACUUCCUCAUUUAAAGUGCCUUUGCAAACCAAAUGGGGUCCACACCUGAGGUGACAGUAUUUAUGCCUGUCUGUCAGAAUGCCCUAGUUUUGUUGAAAAACAAUAAGAAAGCUUGAACGAACGGUCCAGGAUUGUCCAGUGGUAUCAGUUCUAAAAUACUGGUUUCAAAGAGGAUCAAUAGCAGGCAUCAUGGGAGUUUUGUUAUUGAAUUCAGUGGGAUCAGCAUAGAUUCGAACAAAUACUGUUGCACUACAGAAUGUUUUUGUAUAGAAUAUUUUGGUGUUGUUUUUUUUACAGGUAGACCACAACAAAUAACUGAAUGUUGUCAAAAAAAAGAAAAAAGUUUACUAAAUUAAAACGAUUCGUUUAGGGGCCUAAAUUAUUACUAUUUUCUAUGUGUGGUUAAUCUGGGGUUUGUUACUCAAAUAUAAACCUUUGAGAUAGCUGAAUAAGUCCCAGAGCUUUGUAUCAUAUGAGACUUAUUAUACAAGCCCCAUCUUGUUGUGUAAGUGAUCUGGAGUUACGAGGACCCUGUCACGCUAGUAGGCUAUAUGUGUUCUACUCACCAGUGUCUGUCUCUCUGUUUGGAGACUGUGUUCAAAGUAGGAUGAAAUUGGGCUAUUCGAACAAGACUUGAAACACUUAAGCUUGUGCUAAGUGCAAUUUUCCAUUGCCUGAGGGUGGUGGGAUGUCUGACAUUGUUGUCUGGGAGUCUUCACUGUGCUGUGGAUUCAAAAACAUUCUUUAACAGGCCGAUUUACUGGGUCUACAAUGUGCCUCCAAAAACGGAAGUUUUUUAUUUUUUUGUCAGGGUUGUUUUACACUUAUUUUAAUGUAUAUAAAAAAAAAAAUCUACUGUGCCUAACAUAAAAGCAUAAACAUGUUAAUUUCACUUUCAUAGUGACGAUAUUCUCAUAUGGGUGUUGGUCUGCAUCAAUGUUGUCUGCUCUCUUCCAUAGAUAGCUGCAAUGGUGAGGCUAACAAAAGCAUGUCACGGCAUUGCUUACUGUAGCAUUCAUACUAUAUCAUUCAUCAAUUGUUGAUCUCUCAAGGGCUUGAUUCUCAUAAACCUGCCACACAACAGAUUCCCUUGUCGUUAUGUUUUGACAGACUUACAUCAACACCUGCACUCUGCUCUUACUCUCUCCUAAACCUAAACUUUUCCUAAAGUAUCUGGUUCCCUUGAUUGGGAUUCGAGGACCAAUAGGCCUUAAUAACAAUGAUUCCAUGUUUGUUGCAAUUGAAGUGCUUAUUAUUGAAAUCAGCUCUACCGCAGCACACCGUUUUUCCUAAUAGUAUUUUUGUGGUCCUUUGCACUAGGGCAUUUUUUUAUGUCAAAUAUUUGUAAUGAUUGGUUGAUCAUUCAAAAUGACUCCAGCUUCAUAUGAUACUUCUUGGUAUAAAGGGACCUGAAUGGGAGGUGGCGUAUUUGAACUACUGUACUGAUUAAUAAGCACGAGGUGGUGGUGACUAUUGUUUGUACCAGUGAAGAAUUAAAGGGUUAAAAUCAAGUUGGUGUUUUGGAGGAUUGCUGUAGAUCAAUGCCUUUUAACUCACUGAACAAUGACCAUUAAAACAAGAAUCCAAAGGA